Stegostoma tigrinum is the source of this 2472-nucleotide messenger RNA. RefSeq names its product CCN family member 2-like. The transcript has 5 exons. Gene Ontology annotation, molecular function: heparin binding; integrin binding. Lineage: Eukaryota; Metazoa; Chordata; Chondrichthyes; Orectolobiformes; Stegostomatidae. Gene Ontology annotation, biological process: cell adhesion; signal transduction. The record is from RefSeq and is a predicted model, not a curated record. Gene Ontology annotation, cellular component: extracellular region; extracellular matrix. The coding region runs from base 129 to 1172 and encodes 347 amino acids.
AGCUGGAUUGAAAUCCAUUCGGUCAGUGCUGAAGAAAUCAGAAACUACCUCCUGGCUGCAGCAAACCGGGACAUCAAACAGAAACACAUUAGGUUCCUUUUUAGGGGAAAAAGGCAGUGUCUGGUGAAAUGGAUUUGACGUUCUGCCGAUGUCUAGCGUUGUUUCUUGUCCUCUCUUGGUCUUGGGCCGGAGUGGGGGCUGAGGACUGUGAGUUCCCUUGCCGCUGUCCCCCGGGACCCUCCAGCUGCCCUGCUGGGGUGAGUCUACUGACUGAUAGCUGCGGCUGUUGUAAGGUCUGCGCCAGGCAACUGGGCGAUGUGUGUGACUCCGGGCAGCCGUGUGACCAACACAAAGGGCUGUACUGCCACCCGCCCACACUCUCCAGCAAGCAAGCUGGCAUCUGCGUGGCCAGGGAGGGAGCUACCUGUGACCUGGGAGGAGUGAUCUACAGGAAUGGAGAGACCUUCCAGCCCAGCUGUAAAUACCAAUGUACCUGCAUGGACGGGGCAAUUGGCUGCGUCCCUUUUUGUAUGGAUGAUGUACGUCUGCCAAGCCCGGAUUGUCCUGCACCCAGACGAGUGAAGAUCCCUGGAAAAUGCUGUGAGGAGUGGGUUUGUGACCAGCGUCGGGAUCACUCUGCCUUCAAUGCAGCCAUGGCUGUUUAUAGGCAAGAAGCUAUUUUUGGCCCUGAUUCAACACAGGUCCGUGAUAACUGCAUUGUCCAAACCACGGACUGGAGUGCGUGCUCAAGAUCAUGUGGAAUGGGGCUUUCCACCAGAGUAACUAAUGACAAUAGGAAAUGCCGCUUGGAGAAGCAGAGCAGGCUGUGUAUGGUCCGGCCCUGUGGCGCCCAUCUCGAGAAAAGUAUCAAGCAAGGUAAAAAGUGUGUCCGCACUCCAAGGCCAAUCAAGUCAAUGAAGUUUGAGUUUUCUGGUUGUACCAGCACGAGAUCCUAUCGACCCAAGUUCUGUGGAGUCUGUACUGAUGGGAGAUGCUGCACCCCUCACUCCACCAGCACUCUACAUGUGGAAUUCAAAUGUCCAGAGGGAGAUCUUAUCAAGAAGAAGAUGAUGUUUAUCAAGACCUGUUCCUGUCACUAUGACUGUCCCUCUGACAAUGACAUUUUUAUGUCAACAUAUUACAGGAGAAUGAUUGGUGACUAUGCUGUAUAAGAGCAAAGGUUUCCCACAGUUGACUACCUGUAAAAGCACUGUACCAUUGUCUUUAGAUUCAAUUGAUAUCUGCAGUGAUUUACAAUACUCUUUCUCCACCAAGGAAAGGUGGAUUAUAAACCAGCUCAUAUCCAUAAAUACUUUGUUCUGAACAUUAUCCAUUUCUGACUAAUCAAAUGUUUGAAAAUGCAGUCUUGCUGAAAGUGAAUUUUAAGAUUCACCCAAUUGCAUUGGUCCAAAUUGUUUUUGAAUUGCUCCCUUCCAGAGCCCUGAAGUGCAGUGAUACAUUUUGAAUAUAGGAGUACAAAUUACAGGUAAAUGCUGAAACUUCACUUGAUAAACUCUACUAUUAUUUUACUAUAUAACUCUACUAUAUAAACUAUCAAUUUUUUCACACAAAUAGGUAGCACAGUGGCUCAGUGGUUAGCACUGCAGCCUCACAGCACCAGGGUUCUGUGCGGAGUUUGCACAUUCUCCCCGUGUCUGUGUGGGUUUCCUCCGGAUGCUCCGGUUUCCUCCCACAGUCCAAAGAUGUGCACACUAGGUGGAUUGGCCAUGCAAAAUUGCCCAGAGUGUUCAGGGAUGCGUAGAUUAGGGGGAGCAGUCUGGGUGGGAUGCUCUGAGGGUUGAUGUGGACUUGUUGGGCUGAAGGGCCUGUUUCCACACUGUAGGGAUUCUAUGAAAUUGCCUGACCUUAACUGCAAUAGAACUACUGAGAAAAAAAGGACUUCAUACUGAUCUGAUUAUUGGCAUGCUAAUGCCCCCAAGCAUAGUGCCUAGGUUCAUGUAAUGAGCCCUAAUAAUAAAUGAACAGCUCAAUGUGAGACCAGAGGAUUACUUCUACAAAGCUAUAGAUGAGCUGCUGCAUUAGGCAAUGGAAAAUCAUUGAGAUGCUCCCCAUGAUUGUCCAUUAUGUACAGGCUCAUCUCUCUGCUGGUGGUGCACAUUCAAAAAAUAAAAGAGCUCUAACAUCAGUGCUGAUCACCUCACAAUACAAUGGGUUUUAUUAUAUAGAGUAAUGCAUUAGUGUUCCAGAUGGAGUGAUAGAUAAAAACUUCCCUUUGAAUCUGUUUCCAUCCUAAUCCUUUUGAAUAGUGAACCAGCCCAGACACCAUCUGAUCAAUACUGUCUCAUGUGAAUUCCAAAAUAUCAAUGCAAGAAAGCAUCAUUUUAACAUUCUCAUAAUCAUGUAACUGUAAAUAUUGUAAAUACAAGUGUACAGUUUUAUAUUAUAAUAUAUUGUCACUCACUAUUUUUGAUUGUAGCAGUUUUUAUAGAAGAUGCUUCUGUAAGGUGGGCA